Medioppia subpectinata is the source of this 153-nucleotide messenger RNA. The record is from the annotation of a GenBank genome assembly. Lineage: Eukaryota; Metazoa; Arthropoda; Arachnida; Sarcoptiformes; Oppiidae.
AUGAAUGAUUUGGUGAAACUGUUGGUGGCGUUUGUGGUGUUGGUUGUGAUCCAAGUGUCCAAACAAGAGGACGAGUCGACACUCAUUGCAUCGGAUUGUAUGCGAUGUCAGGCAAUGGAGAGACAGUGCGCGGCAGUACUGGUGGACAAGCGG